Molecule: messenger RNA, 1880 nt
Organism: Lolium rigidum
Lineage: Eukaryota; Viridiplantae; Streptophyta; Magnoliopsida; Poales; Poaceae
Product: pollen receptor-like kinase 1
Exons: 3
Coding region: 15-1880 (621 amino acids)
Biological process (GO): protein phosphorylation
Molecular function (GO): protein kinase activity; ATP binding
Source: RefSeq, a predicted model, not a curated record
AGGUACUUACAAAGAUGGAUCAUCCAGAAAACAUAGUAACAGAACUUAUCCAGGAAGAGCAUAGAUUGAAAUGGAUUGCGCUUAGCAAUCAUAAUGUGAAAUGUUUCACAGAAGAUGAGAUAAAAAGAUUUACCAACAACUAUGAAACUAUACUCGGUAGAGGUGCCUUUGGAGAAGUUUAUAAAGGAGUCCUUGAGGACAAAAGUAUGGUUGCAGUCAAGAGGUUCAUCUGCAAUGUAAAAGAAAAUUUUGCCAAAGAGUUGACCGUCCACCGUGAAAUCAAUCACAAGAAUGUAGUCAGAUUAGUCGGCUACUGUGUAGAUGAAAAUGCCCUAAUGGUGGUCACAGAGUAUAUUCCUAAAGGAAAUCUGAGUAACAUCCUUCAUCAAGAUAGUAUUGCCAUCGCUUUGGAUACGCGGCUAAGAAUUGCCAUUGAAUGUGCAGAAGCGUUGGGAUAUAUGCAUUCACAAAUGUAUACUCAGGUCAUUCAUGGUGAUAUCAAGCCUGGUAAUAUACUUCUGGAUGAUGAACUCAGAGCAAAAAUAUCAGACUUUGGAAUAUCAAGACUAGUCAAUACUGAAAAUACUCUAUACACUCUAAAUGUGAUUGGAAGUAUAGGCUACAUGGACCCUCUGUUUGUUCAGAAUGGUCGCCUCACAGCAAAGAGUGAUGUUUAUAGUUUUGGAGUUGUGCUCCUGGAACUGAUAACCAGAAAAAAGGCAAUAACAGAGGGUGGGGAGAUUGUCUUGGUUGGAAGUUUUACUGCAGCUCUUUCAAAAGGGUUUGGGAGUGUGAGGGGGAUGAUUGAUCCUGAUAUCGCAACAUCGAGCGAAAUGAAGACUGUCGAAGAGAUUGCUAAAUUGGCAGGUAAAUGCUUGAAAAUGGAGCUCGACAAACGCCCUGAGAUGUUAGAAGUUGCAGAAUGUCUUCGCAGAAUUAGAAAAGCGCCACAUCAGGUCCAAGAAAAAUUAACUAUGUUUUCUUGGUGGAGGAAAAGUAAACUAGCUUCAGCCCAGACAACACCGCUAGGAAGCACUAAGACAUGCCAAUUGUUCGAAUUGGAUGACCUGCUUGCGGCAUCGGCUGAAGUUCUCGGCAAGGGUAUAGUCGGGUCGACAUACAAAGUAACGCUCCAUAGUGGAUAUGAGGUGGUGGCCAAGAGGCUGAAGGAUGUGCACUUGCCGAAGGCAAAGUUUGAGCAGCAUGUCACACUGAUUGGCGCCAUCCAGAACAAACACGUUGUGCCACUACGGUGGUAUUACUAUAGCAGGGAUGAGAAGAUGCUAGUUUACAGUUUCAUCCCCAUGGGCAGCCUAGCGGAAGUGCUCCAUGGUGGUCGAGGAUCUGGCCGAACUCCGCUGGACUGGCAGCAGCGGGCAGCCAUCUCGCUCGCUGCUGCUCGCGGUGUGGCGUCUAUCCACUUAGUCGGGCCAUCAAGCUGCCAUGGUAACAUCAAGUCUUCUAACAUCCUGCUCACCGACACCCACGAUGCAUGUGUGUCAGAGAACGGCCUCAUAACCCUUGGCAUGUUUCCUGGUGCCUCGGGGUACAGCGCGCCUGAGAUCACCAACAAGAAGUGGGUCUCUCAGAAAGCCGACGCGUACAGCUUGGGCGUGGUACUGAUGGAGCUUCUCACCGGCAAGGCUCCUACACAGACACAGCUUGAUUUGCCACGGUGGGUGCGUUCCGUUGCACGCGAGGAGUGGGUGGCGGAGGUGCUCGAUGUGGAGCUCCUAAGACAGGGGCAGAAGGACGGGCAAGAUGGGUGCAUGCUGCAACUUCUGCAGCUCGCCCUGAACUGUUGCAGUCAAGAUCCCAAAUUGAGGCCUACAAUGUCAGAUGUCGUACAGCGGAUUGAGGAGAUCCAAAAUAGUGGCUGA